Oldenlandia corymbosa var. corymbosa is the source of this 5437-nucleotide messenger RNA. NCBI's taxonomy places the organism in Eukaryota, Viridiplantae, Streptophyta, Magnoliopsida, Gentianales, Rubiaceae. The record is from the annotation of a GenBank genome assembly.
CGCAGAGAGAGACUACAAAGUCUUCCUUCCCAUCGACACAUCAUUCUUCUUCUCUUCCCUUAAAAAGAAAAAAAAAAAAAACCCUUUACAAGAACUCAAAAAAGCUUUCAAUCUUCGGAACCAGCCCGUGAAAAGAUUUGGUGUUCUAUGGAUGAGCUUGGUGAUGGGGGUUCAGUAGCUAGUGUUGUCGAAUCUUCUGUUAUGACUGCAACUGUACCUCCUAGUGGUGAUGAAUCCCUGUUGGAGAGUAUAGAGGGAGAGGUUGAGGGGUCUUAUGAUGGGGAACAUGGAGAUGAUAUAAUGAUAGAUUCUGACCUUUUCGUUGAUGGGGUGUGUAGUAAUGAUGAAGAUAAAGAGGGUUUUGAGGGAGGCGUGGAAUCUUUUGAGAAUGAAGGUAUGGUAGAGGGUGAUGUUGGGUCACAUCAAGCGGGGGAUUUGGAGGGUAGCACUGAAACUGGGGUUGAAGGGUCUAGGGAUACUCCAGGUGAAAAGGAUGAAAUCUCUGGAGAUGUUCUUCAGAAGGAAGAAGUUGAGGAAGAGAAGGUUGAGAUGAGUGAUAGAGAGCGGGAAGAGGUUCAGGCCUUGGCUACAGAGCAAGUAGUUGGGGGACCGGAAUCACUGGAAGAGGGUGGGGCCUUGGCUGAAGAGCAAGUGGUUGGGGGAUCGGAAUCACGGGAAGAGGGUGGAGGCUUGGUUAAAGACCAAGUAAUUGGGGUUUCAGAAUCGGUCAAUGAAGGGGACAAAGCACCGGGUAAGGCGUCACAGGAUACUGGUGUUGUGGAUCACGAAGUAUGGAAUCCAGGAAUUAAUGGUGGGGGCGUAUCGUCUUUGUCAGUGCCUGAACCAGAGGGUUCUUUCGAAAAGGAGAAGACAACUUCAACAGAUGAGAAUCCAGGUAGUGAGGAUAAUCUAAAGGCUUCAGAAAAAGAUCAGGGUUCUGAUCUUCAGAUGGCCGGGACACCUUCCGAAGCUUUGGAUAAAGACAAUGUGCAGUAUGCUGUUCUUAGGAGGCAUGUUGUAUCAGUAACCACAGAGGAGAUCAUAAUUUCUGAUACUAGAAAUAUGGAGACUAAUGAAAGUAUACCUGAAGAUACUAGAAAUGUGGAGUCUAAUGAAUGUAAGACUGUAGAUAUUAGAAAUAUGGAGAAUAAUGUAGACGAUCAAUUUUUCGAAGCUUCUGGAAAGGCAGAGCCUAUGAAGGAUGACUCAGCUGUUGACAAUUCCAGAAACUGUGGUAACUCUGGUGUAGAACAUGUUGAAAUUUCUACCGAACAUGUUUCCAUUGAGGAUUCUGGUGUUGAGCCUGAAACCCAAUUGUCUGACGGAAAAAAUGAGGCCUCCCGGUCAGAAGAUUUUCCAACCACGAAGCAGGAUGGUGAUAUUUCUGCUGCUCCAGACUCAUCCACCGUGCAGUCUUCUGUUGUUGAAAGAGGAGAGUGGGACGAAAUGGACCUUGAUGUAGUACUGGAUUUCAAGGAUGAUGCAAUGGUUCUGGAUGCAUCUGAUUCAGUAUUGAGAUCCAAAGAAAAUGUCGAAGACCUUUCUGGCAAGUCAACGGUGCCUGACUGCAGUGAUGCUGCAAAACCUGCAAGCUGUGCUACCGAAAGUCAUGCCAGUGAUGUUGGUAAGUCGGUAGAGUUGGUCAGAGGUGAGGGACAUGUACAAUCAGGUUCAGCAUCUCUUAAGGAGCAGGCAUCAAUGGCUACACAAGCUAUUGAAGCAGUUGCUGAAGAGAAAGUUGCUAACAUCAGAGUUGAAGUUUCGGAAGACAAUAGAGCUGUCGGAGAAUUCGAGCAUUCAAAUACCUCAGAUGUUUCUGAAGGAACUGAGAAGAAAACUAUGGCUGAAGCAAAUUCACUUGCAUCCAGGGAGCCUAGUGUUGCUGUUAGUCCGGUAGAACUCUCCAGUGAAUCCGAGAUUCCAAUAUCCAAUGCUAUUUAUGGUAGCGCUUGUGGUCCCAACACAAAUGACCCAGCAGAAGAUGGUGUCAUCGGAAAUAAUCCUUCUGAGGUUUCAGUCGGAGCGGAUGCCUCUAUUCUAGAAGAUGAUGCAGAUGUUGUCUCGCAGAUUGAUUUUCAAAUAGGGGACGAGAAAGAUGUUGCAGUAGGUGAAGAAAGUGGUUUCCCCGAAAGUAACGGCAAUGAUGAGAUGCAGGUUGAUCUUCCAGAAAUUAAGUUGAGUGGAGAUGAGAAGGAUAUGACUGUUGGCAGUCAGAUUGAUCAAGAAAAAGAGGAUGUAACAACGGGAGAGAACACUUCUGAGAUAAACCAGUCAAAGGCGAUUGAAGGAAAAAAAACAAAAACUCUGAGCUCAGUUAGCGAAGGUCAACCUGGAUAUCUUCUGGGACCAGCAGAUGAAGGAGAAUUCUCUAUAACGGAUUUAGUCUGGGGAAAAGUCAGAAGCCAUCCUUGGUGGCCUGGGCAGAUAUUUGAUCCUGCAGAUGCUUCUGAUAAGGCUGUUAAAUAUCACAAGAAAGACACUUUUCUGGUAGCAUAUUUUGGAGAUCGGACUUUUGCUUGGAAUGAUGCUUCUUUAUUAAAGCCCUUUGGACCUUUUUUUUCCCAGAUUGAGAAACAGAGUAGCUCAGAAGCAUUUCAAAAUGCAGUUUCCUGCGCUUUAGAUGAGGUCUCAAGAAGAGUUAAGUUGGGUUUAUCCUGCUCUUGCAUAUCAAAAGAUGCACGUGAGAAGAUUGAAUGUCAGACUGUUGAAAAUACUGGGAUUCGUGAGGAAUCAAGCAGAAGAUAUGGUAUAGACAAAUCUUCUGGAGCUACUUCAUUUGACCCCAAUAAACUUCUUCAUUAUGUGAGGUCACUUGCAUGGUCCCCGGUAUCUUUGCCUGAUCGACUUGAACUAGUGCGUGCUCAUGCGCAGCUAUCUUCUUUUUGUUGUUUUAAGGGUUACCGCGAACCACCAACAUUUGAGGUAAGAGAUGCAAUGCUUGACAAAGAUGUGCAGACUUUGAAGUCGAGCGAUGAAUCCGAUCAGCCUGUCUCCAACGGUGAUGAACAUCUACCUUCUCCUCGCAAACGCACCCAGAGUCAGAAGGAUGAUUUGCAUUCUCGCAAGGAGAAAAGUUUGUCGGAAUUGAUGGGUGACAUGGAAUAUUCUCCAGAGGACGAGGAUGAUUUAGAUGGUAAAGCUUCGAGUAAGUCAGUUUAUCUUACAGGGAAGAAAAGAAAAGCGGUUGAUUCUCUGACUGAUGGAUCAGAUAAGAGAAUAAGUUUUUAUGCUGCAAAAGUUUCUACAACAUCUUCCAGUCCUAAGCCAUCCUUUAAGGUUGGUGAUUGUAUUCGUAGAGUAGCAAGUCAACUGACUGGAUCUGCUCCGGGUUCUAAGGGCAUCAAUGAACAAACAGGAAUGGAUUCGACUCAGGCUACUGGUGAGGAAUCCCAGCUGGGUUUUAUUGUGGAUCCAUCAGAAAUCUCUUCUUUAGAGAAGAUACUAUUACAACUCCAAUUGGCUGCUUCUGAUCCAAAGAAGGCAUAUAGUUUCUUGAGUAACAUCAUUGUUUUCUUCUCUGGAUUUAGAAAGUCAGUUGUUAGGAAGAAUGCUUCUGUUGGGAAAUCUGCUGGGGGUAGAAAAAGAAAGGCAGAACAUACUGCUGCUGGAGCUGCAGAAGAAUUUGAAUUUGAUGAUGUCAAUGAUUCUUACUGGACAGAUAGGAUAGUUCAGAAUUAUUCCGAGGAGCAACUGCUGCAUUUGACUGAGAAUGGUGAAAGAGAUCAUCAGCUUGUGGUAGCUUCUGAUGCUAAUAAAGCCCGUAAAACAGGUCGCAGCACAAGGAAGCGAUACUCUAAUGGAAAUUAUGAGACACCAAAGGAUGAGAAGUCUGCUGAUUUUGAUAGAAAAAAGCUCGAGUUACCUGCUGAACUUGUUCUAACCUUUGCAGAAGGGAACUCUGUUCCAUCAGAAAUAAAUUUAAAUAAAAUUUUCAGGAGGUUUGGGGCAAUAAAGGAAUCUGAGACUGAAGUUGAUUUUGAUUCUCACCGUGCUAGAGUGGUUUUUAAGAGGGGUGCUGAAGCAGAAGCUGCUUAUACCAGCGUGGGAAGAAUCAAUAUAUUUGGUUCAAAGGCUGUCAGCUACGAGCUUAACUACUCACCAGCAACUGAUUUUGGCUCGUCAUCCCCUCUGAUGUUGGAAGGAACUGAAGAAGCCACCUGAUCUUAAUGCUUACAGAUUACAGGCAUAUCUUUCUGUGGCUAAUUGCAACAAGGGCACUAGGCAAUGUGUUCACCGCUCAAUGGUACAGCUUCUUGCUAAUCUUUACUGGCUUGUGCUUCUAAAGUAGGAGGUAAACGAGGAUAAAUUUUUCUGGUUUAAAAUGUAAAAUGUAGAGAGUAGAAUGUCUUGUUGUAAUAUCUUUUUCAUAUUUUCUUGUAUCAAAUUACGAUGCACGGCCUUGCCUUAUCCUUGCCUUUUAGGUUCUAAAUUUAAUGUUGGCUUGCAUUUGCUCGCCGUUGAAUUCAAUGUCAUCUAUUGCAUUCAUCUUUUAUGUUUUUGGUUCUUUUAUCGCUGUAAGUGGGGGCGUUUCUUCUCCUGCCUGUUGAACAUCAGUGGCGAAUAACUUCUCAUAUUUGGAUGCCCUCAAGUUAGCCUCUAAAUUCGAAACGCCAAGCUUUGAUUUUUCAUCAUUUCAUCCAAAACUGAGAAGGAAGGAUAAAACUUUUUAAAAUAAAUGGACAAAUACCAUUGAAGUUCUGAAGUUGGACGCCAACGAAUGUGCGGGAUAAAACUACAUAUAGUAGGCAUCAACUGCAGCUACUUGGCGGCAGCACUGACAUUGUUGCUGAGCUCUGUUUUUGUACAUUUAUUUCCCGUUUUGGACUUUUGGUGCCAAGUGUUAACGACCUUUUCCAAACUUUUAAGAAUCACAAACCAAAACCUGCGACAAUCCGCUGGAUUAGGUGAACCUGGACAAGCGGGAGAAUCUUAUAAAUCCAGCAGCAGAAAAAGAGUAAAUCUCUUCACAAAACCAUCAAGAAAGAAGAUGAGUUUAAGAGCAUUACACUUGAGCCUAAUCACUCUAUCUCUUUACUAUGCGCAAGCUCAACAAGCUGCAACCGAUGUUUCGGCCUGGGGAGACAAGUACCAUCUGCAUGUUGCGAAUCAUCUUCCCGACAACACCAAUCUCAUGAGAAUCCACAUCUUUUCCGGAGACAACGAUAUGGGUUACCACGAUCUCCGUGUGAACGAUGAUUUUCAGUGGCAUUUUAGAACAAGAGUUCCCGGAGUUACUAAAUUUUUCGGUCAUUUUUGGUGGGGUUCCAAGGAACAGGGCUUCAGUGUUUACAACGAUGAUUUAGCUUAUGAUUACUGUAAAAAAUUGGUGUGUUACUGGUCGUUUAGAGAAGAUGGUAUCUAUAUUUCGGACAAAACCGACCCUGAAUUCCAUGAAAUGACAAAGAUGUACGAAUGGAAAUGAAUACAAAUUCCCAAA